Messenger RNA from Cryphonectria parasitica EP155, 741 nucleotides. RefSeq lists its product as uncharacterized. The transcript has 3 exons. The coding region runs from base 1 to 741 and encodes 246 amino acids. The record is from RefSeq and is a predicted model, not a curated record. Lineage: Eukaryota; Fungi; Ascomycota; Sordariomycetes; Diaporthales; Cryphonectriaceae.
AUGCCGGAAGUGUCGAUCGUCGAGCAGUCAUUGCUGAAACUCGCUGGUCUCUCAGUGGCCGCAGCGAUGCGUUACGAGUCCGUUAGAGGUACAUACCUGUUUCUCGGCCAAGCGACUCCGAACGAUGAGCGAUGCAGCCGAAACACUCCCCGAAAUCCACGGUCCUUGAUCAUCAACCUCUGGUGUCAUCUGCCCAUUGCAAGCGAUGUCGAGAGCGAAGAUUUCCUGCAAACCCUCCGGAAACAGAUUGCGAAGACGAGAAAUGACAUGGAUCGGAGGAGAUGCCGCGUGGAAUGGAACAAUCUUCUGGGUCAUAUCGGUGUCGUUGUGCCCAAGAAAUUCCUGCGGCCCGAGAACUUCAACGUGGUCAUGCCAACGCGUGCGAUGGUAUGCAUCGCCCCCAAAAAUCUCAGCUACGAGAUUGGCAGCACCCGGAGUGAAAUCAAGCGCAGUUAUGUCAACAGCCUUUCACAAGCCAUGAAUACUCCACGGCGUCCUGGAUCAGUGGAGGAAGGGAGCGGCGCGACUGCCGCAUACCAUGACCUAUCUUAUCAUUACAGGGCCGUACAUCGCUUCAACAAAUUCUUACACUUUCAAGAAAUCCAAGUCAAAUGGAAGGGAGAGCCGCAGGUGGACAUGGAAGGCUUGGCUGGCAAAGAGAUUUGGACCAUUGCAGACAGAGCAUCGAUGAGAAUAUAUUACCUGCGGCUCCAGCAGAUCCAGAGGAUCAUCGAUGCGUAG